Drosophila takahashii is the source of this 1360-nucleotide messenger RNA. It is a transcript of the gene Targ2, whose product is annotated as Terminal ADP-ribose protein glycohydrolase 2. The record is from RefSeq and is a predicted model, not a curated record. Gene Ontology annotation, biological process: peptidyl-glutamate ADP-deribosylation. NCBI's taxonomy places the organism in Eukaryota, Metazoa, Arthropoda, Insecta, Diptera, Drosophilidae.
CCAAAACUAAACUCUAAACCAUUCCGAAGCCGAAAAAGUUUUUAACGCGAGUUUCGACCUCGACGAGAAAGUUUCCAUCGCCACCACUGCGUGCACUUGAUAUACAGAGUGUGCUGCUGCCAUGGCGAAUGUGAAGAUUGUGGAGUCCAAACUGGACAUAUUCCAGGCCCCGCAGACCCAUGCUUUGGCCCAUGCCGUAGAGUCAUCCUUCGUGGCGGAACGAGGAUCCCUGGCCUGGCAAUUUAACCUCAUCUACGGCGAUGUGGAUGAACUCCGGCAGAGGCGGGUGGCCAGGGGAAACUGUGCUGUGCUGGAGCAUAAUGCCCGAUUUAUAUACUAUCUGGUGACCAAGUCGAAUCUCUACGAGGCCAGCACCUACGACGACGUCCAGGCGGCUUUGAUCUGUAUGCGGGAACAUAUGCGCAACCACGAGAUCACCAAAGUGGCCAUGCCCCGAAUCUGCUGCGGCAAAGACGGCCUCGAGUGGAGGCAAGUGAAGCGUCUGCUGCAGCAGACCUUCUCCCAGAGCGAGUAUCCCAUCGAGGUGCUCAUCUGCGAGCACGAAGACCUUUCCAAGGAGCUGGCUGCUCCCAAGUGUCAGAUUACGGAGGCCAGGGGCAAUCUAUUCAGCGCCCCGGAGAAUUACGCUUUGGUGCACUCGGUGAGUGCGGAUUUCGCCAUGUGUGCGGGCCUCAAUCUGCAGUUCCGCUGCAAAUUCGGUCAUGUGGAUGAGCUGAAGCGUCAGAAUAGGCACACCGGAAAUGUGGCAGUUCUGGAGCAGGACGGUCGUUAUAUCUACAAUCUGAUCACCAAGGAGCGGAGCCAUGAGAAGUGCACCUAUACGGCACUUUACUACGCCCUGCUGGCCAUGCGGGAACAUAUGAGGGAGCAUGGCGUGUCGAAGCUGGCCAUUCCCCGCCUUGGCUGCGGCAUCGAUCGCUUGGAUUGGUCGCGCGUGCGCAGUCUUCUCGAUCUGGUUUUCGCCGAGGACAACGUGGACAUAAUAGCCUUCUUCUACACUCCGCCACAAAUGGUCAAGGACACGCUGAACGUCGUUUGUCCCACCUGCAGGCACAUGAAGACCAUCCAUUUGCCUUCAAGAUCCGUCAGCGGAUCAAGGCAAUCCCUUCAUCGCGAAAAGACCCCUUUUUAAAUCUUUGCAUGGGAAAACUGUAUAUAUGACACUCGAACUGGUUUUGCUUGGGACUUGUGGCACCGAAUGCACCAAAUACUUAUAUAGCUGUUAAGACAAUACACCUAAGAGCUUUCAAGGCACGUACAAUUUAUAUUUUUCGGGGUAUUUAUACUGAAUGUACUGUAUUAAUAAACAAAACACACCCUUGAAGGGGUAUUAACCAAA